Rhincodon typus (whale shark) is the source of this 1441-nucleotide messenger RNA. RefSeq names its product phosphatidylinositol glycan anchor biosynthesis, class Q. NCBI's taxonomy places the organism in Eukaryota, Metazoa, Chordata, Chondrichthyes, Orectolobiformes, Rhincodontidae. Gene Ontology annotation, cellular component: endoplasmic reticulum; membrane. The annotation marks the transcript as partial. The transcript has 6 exons. Gene Ontology annotation, biological process: GPI anchor biosynthetic process. The record is from RefSeq and is a predicted model, not a curated record.
CCCCUUCCCCACUCUCUCCUCCCUUUCGUCUUUAGUAACCCAUCCUAGCAUUAACCAACUCCCCCACACCACCCCACACGUACACAUUCCCCCAUUGCCAGCUGUCUGGUUGUAUUUGAGGUUGGGUUUGAAACUGGUGGAAAGAGAGGGGAAUGUGUCCUUACAGCAGUAAAGCACCAGUGUUCUUAUGCAGAACCAGGAAUCUGUGAAGAUAUAACAUGGUUAUCAAGCUAUUCUUUCCAAGUUGCUGCCCUGAAGCAGAAAGUGGCCUCCUAAUAGGUCGUUGGAUUCCAGAGCAGAAUGCUGCAGUUGUCCUGGCAAUUAUUCACUAUCCUUUCAUCCCUGGCCAGGUGAAACAGUGCCUUGAGCAGAUCAGAGCUCUAACUAAUGUAGAUGUUUCUGUGCUCGGAUCUUGGAACAGCCAUAACUUUCGGGCAAAAGAAGACCUUGGCCAGUUUCUGGAAGACCUGAGUUCAAUCUUUCCCCAUGAUCUGUGGUUCCAGUUGACACAGGGGAAAGAGAGAACAUCAGUUUUUGACUAUGAAGUGGUUCAAAAAGGCAAAAAGAACAACAAGAAAAAUGUCAUCUUAAUCCACUAUGAUCAACGCAAGGUGAUGCUGUCAAAAUUGCAUCCUCUGGACACUAAAAUUCCAGAAGAUGAUAAUCAUGCUGGAGUGAUGUCAGAAGUUAUUACCUCAGACUUUGCCACAAUAUUUGAAACUGUCGCUAAAUGCGAGUUGUUUUUUGUGAUUGAUAAGUAUGAUGAAACAGUGAUUAAGUUUACUCACUGGCAGUCAGAAGGAAGAGAAGCUAGUGUUGUUGUGGAACUUUUGAAACAAGCAUCAGUUCCUGCGUGUGUGGUACUUUCCUUCCUGCUGUCUUUUAUAUCCAGUGUCUGCAAAAGCAGAGUGUUAAACAUGUGGCCUCUGUGUUUUUUAUGGAGUAAACUCUCAACCUGUGUGCAGCUUGCACAUCGCUUGGAUCACUUGCAAACUAUCGCAACAACUGCAAAAGCACAGAGUCACUCGGAGUUUAUGAGAAAAGCCAACCUGUUUGUUUCAUUCUUAAUUGAUGUGGCUCUUGGAUUGUUGUUGAUCUCCUGGCUUUAUGAGAAGAAUCGAAUUGGCCAGUUGGCGGAUGCCCUUGUUCCAGUUGCUGAUCAUGUUGCAAAGGAGUUGCAGGAACUGCUAGAGUGGCUGAUGGGAGCUCCUGCUGGUUUAAAGAUGAACAAAGCACUUGACGAAGUGCUGGGACGCUUCUUCCUGUAUCACAUACACCUUUGGAUAAGUUAUAUCCAUCUGAUGUCUCCAUUUAUUGAGAUGAUCCUGUGGUACGUUGGAUUAGCAGCAUGUCUUGGUUUGACUGUCGCCUUGUCCAUUGUUUCAGACAUCAUUGCUCUGCUGACUUUUCACAUCUACUGCUUUUAUGUAUAUGGGGCCAG